Messenger RNA from Saccostrea cuccullata (small rock oyster), 668 nucleotides. RefSeq names its product allene oxide synthase-lipoxygenase protein-like. The transcript is spliced from 5 exons. NCBI's taxonomy places the organism in Eukaryota, Metazoa, Mollusca, Bivalvia, Ostreida, Ostreidae. The record is from RefSeq and is a predicted model, not a curated record. The annotation marks the transcript as partial. Gene Ontology annotation, biological process: lipid oxidation. Gene Ontology annotation, molecular function: metal ion binding; oxidoreductase activity, acting on single donors with incorporation of molecular oxygen, incorporation of two atoms of oxygen.
CUAUAUUGCAAGGAUGGAAAAAUUCUGCCAACGUUUUACCAGCGUGACGAUAGUCUAGAUCUAUAUGAAGCCAUUCACAGCUACGUCAGCAAAUACGUCACUCUCUAUUACGACACUAAUGGAAAAAUUAUCGAGGAUGAUGAAAUACAAAAGUUCGGACGCGAAUUAUCAGUACCAAAAUCCGAAGGAGGCUGUGGAAUUUUGGGUGUUCCUCUCAAAGACGGGAAGUUUUGUUCAGCAGAACAGGUGGCGCUCGUCUUCACUUCCGUUAUUUUUACCAGUAGUGUUGUACAUGCUGCUAUUAAUUUCCCUCAAUACGAUACAUACGGAUUCACCCCGAACUAUCCAAUCAAACUCAACGGAACGCCUCCUAAAGAUAAGAGGCCACUGAAGGAAGAGGAAGUCGUGAAGGCCCUAGUCGACAAGUCUACGGCACUGGAUGUUAUGACUGUGGUAUCAAUUUUGAGUGAACGGGCUACUAACGCUCUGGGAGACUUUGAAGUGGACUAUAUAUAUGACCCUCCAGCUGUAAAGAUCGUGGAGGAAUUCAUACAGGAUUUGAAAAACAUCAGCUCAAAGAUCCGUGAAAGAAACGAGAAAUUGGUUAGAAAGUACGAUCAUCUCCUGCCAGAGGAAAUUCCAAAUUCCGCCAGCAUCUGAUUUUACAA